Molecule: messenger RNA, 1488 nt
Organism: Fusarium pseudograminearum CS3096
Lineage: Eukaryota; Fungi; Ascomycota; Sordariomycetes; Hypocreales; Nectriaceae
Exons: 5
Coding region: 1-1488 (495 amino acids)
Molecular function (GO): flavin adenine dinucleotide binding; N,N-dimethylaniline monooxygenase activity; NADP binding
Source: RefSeq, a predicted model, not a curated record
AUGGGAAAUUUCGAAAUAAAAUCUAUCGCCGUCGUUGGGGCCGGAGCUGCUGGUGCUAUCACGGCAGCUACUCUAAAAGCCGAAAAUUACUUUGACAGGAUUCGCGUCUUUGAGCGCCGGGAAACACCUGGUGGCACUUGGAUUUACGACGCAGAUCCAAGUGUUGCUACCAUCCAACCUGGAGCUCUACCAACAGAAAUCGACAAACCGCUCGUAAUCCCAGAAGACCUGCCGACUACGACCACCCCAAACCAGCAAGAGAGAUAUGCACACACGCCCAUCUAUCAGAAUCUCACCACUAAUGUCCCUCAAAUCGCCAUGUCCUUCUCUGACAUGUCCUUCUCUUACGGGCCAUUCGUCCCGCACUAUGUACCUCGUCAGUAUAUAGAGUCUUACUUCUCAGUCCACAAAACCGAUGGAUAUCUGUCACUCAACACCACGGUGGAAGAUAUCUCGCAACUACCAUUGACCUCUAGGGAUGGUCUGAACUUGUGGAGACUGACGUUGCGCAAGUACGAUCCACUGCGUCGGGUGGAUAUAUGGUGGCAGGAGAACUUUGACGCAGUUAUUCUUGCAAACGGGCACUAUGCCGUCCCUUGGGUACCUCACGUUCAAGGCUUGGAAGCAUAUAUGGAAAGGUUUCCAGGCAGAGUCAUACACUCCAAGUUCUAUCGCUCCCCCUGGAUUUAUGCUGGUAAAAAGGUGCUUGUCAUUGGUAAUUCAGCCUCGGGUCACGAUAUUUCUGUCGAUCUGCUACAAGCUGUUCAGCUUCCACUCUAUCAAUCGAGAAGAUCACGUGGAAGACUGGAUGGUGAUGAGCCACCGGCAGGGGUGGAGUGGAAGAAAGUCAUCAAGGAGUACCGUCUGGAUGGAACAAUCGUGUUUGAAGAUGACAGCGAACUCACUGAUAUUGAUCACGUCCUUUACUGCACUGGCUAUCUUCCUUCCUAUCCUUUCUGGAACACCCAAGCGAACGGCCGCCCACUAUUCGACUACAAGAAGAAGAAACUUAUUAAUAAUUACUGGCACACAUUCUUCCAAGAUAUACCUAACUUGGCAGUUGUCGGUAUGCCACGAGUUCUUACUUUCCGAAGCUUCGAAUACCAGGCCAUAGCAAUUGCACGGCUUUUCUCCGGUAGGAGCGCAAUACCUCUUCCUUCCAAAGAGGAACAGCAGAAGUGGGAACGUGAUAGAGAGAGUCGCUGUAGGCAAGAAGGACGCAGGUUUCAUGAGAUUGAAUGGGAAAAUGGCGAGACUUUCAGCUGGUUAGACGGGUUCUUCCAGAUUGCAGGUUUGGGGACAUUACACGGCGAUGGCAGGAUCCCACCAGUCUUGGGAAAAGAUCUCAUUUGGGCCAUAGAGCAUGUGAGGAAGUACCCAGUGCCAGGCAACGGCAAACAGAAGGAGUCAGGAGGUGGCUUAGAGUAUAAAGAAAAUGAGUGGACUUUAGUUCACAGGCCGAAGAAGGACCCUUUGCUUUUCAUUUGA